This is a messenger RNA of Lasiodiplodia theobromae, 981 nucleotides long. Its product is annotated as Six-bladed beta-propellerlike protein. The transcript has a single exon. Bases 1 to 981 code for a protein of 326 amino acids. NCBI's taxonomy places the organism in Eukaryota, Fungi, Ascomycota, Dothideomycetes, Botryosphaeriales, Botryosphaeriaceae. The record is from RefSeq and is a predicted model, not a curated record.
AUGAAGUCUCUUACUCUUCUUUCCGCUCUUCUUUCUUCGGCUGCGGCAGCGCCGCACCUGCGUGCCAGGGAUACCAACUCACGCACCGUCUAUCAGUUCGCCGAGGGCACAUGGGUUGAGAACCUUGCAGUGCGCCAGAAUGGCAACCUGCUCCUUGACCUUGUUGACCGUCCUGAGGUCUAUCAAAUAGACCCUAACGCCAACGGCUCUUCUCCUUCCUUGGUCUACCGCUUCUCGGAUGUCACCAGCGUCUUUGGCAUUUCUGAAGUCUCUACCGAUGUCUUCAACGUCAUCACCGGCAACUUCUCCCUUUCCACCUUUGCUUCUACCGAGGGGUCGUACAGCGUCUACCAGAUCGACCUCAGCGGCAGAAACACCGGGGUCAGGAGGGUUGCGGCCAUCCCUGAAGCCGAGUUCCUGAACGGCAUGACGACCCUGAACUCCAACUCAGUGCUCGUUUCCGACUCGCAGGCCGGUGUCGUCUAUCGUGUUGACGUCGAGACCGGAAAGUACGAAGUCGUUCUCGACGACAGCACCAUGAAGCCCCCGUCGAAUGCCUCGAUCCCCAUUGGUGUCAACGGCAUCAGGGUCCUCAAUGGCUACCUCUACUACCAGAACCUCUUCGCCAAGCUCUUCUGCCGCGUCGCCAUCGAUUCGACCACCGGAAAGGCCGCCGGCCCGUACGAGACCCUCGCCACGAACUCCUACGCCGAUGACUUCGCCAUUACCAACGAGGCGGUUGCUUACGCCGCCAACGGCUUCGAGAACGAGAUCCUGAAGGUCACGACCGCUGGCACGGUCGAGGUUGUUGCAGGUUCCCUCACUUCCACCCUCGUCGAGGGUGCCACAUCUGCACAGUUUGGAAGGACCAGCAAGGACAGCAGCGUCCUCUACGUGACUACUGGCGGUGGCAUCGCGGCCCCUAUCAACGGCACGUAUACUGAGGGUGGAAAAGUUGUUGCCCUGAGCGGUCUUAUUUAA